UUAGGCUGGCACGGCUGGUGCGCCUGUCACGGCUGCGUCCUGUGCUGGGGACGGCUGUGUCCUGUGUGAGCCCGUCUGUGUGAUGGGUGAGUGGUUCUCCGGCGGUUCGUGGAUCCCAGGCUGGCACAGCAAGCGUCCGGCCUAUAGAGAUGAUGUCCGGGACUCACGUAGGUGAUUCUGCAGGUAUUGUAGGAGGUAAAGAAGCUCGCUCAACUCCGUAUAUAGCUUUAGUGAGGACCCCUGGAAAAACGUUUUGUGGUGGAGCAUUGAUAAAGCCUGACUGGGUGUUAACAUCUGCAGAGUGUUUCAUAGAUAAGACGACCACUGUCGAUCUGGGGGUUCACUCUAUCCGGAACACGAAAGACCAACAGAGACAGCAAUUCAAAGUGGCGAAAGCAAUCUCACAUGACAAGUUUAAUAAAGAUAAACACAUUAAUAACCUGCAGCUUUUGAAGUUGGCAGGUAAAGCGAAUAUAACUAAAGGCGUCAACAUUGUUCGCUUUCCUGAGAGAUUUGGUGAAAUGAAGCCUGGCAGUGUCUGUACCAUCACGGGAUGGGGCCGGACCGAUAACAGAAAGACCAACACUGCCGACAAGCUGAUGGAGGCAAGAGUGACCGUCAUUGACUGGAAGACCUGCUCCUCCCAGUGGAAACCAUCCGUGAAGAUCACGAGGGACAUGAUGUGCACUAGUGAGAAGGGUGCCGUGAGGGGUUUCUGUAAUGGCGAUACUGGAGGACCAUUAAUGUGCGGAGGCUACUUAAGAGGGAUCAUAUCUUUCGGACCCAUGUUGUGCGGGACUCAAAGUGGUGCAGAUGUCUACACCCGUCUUACUAAAGACUACAUGAAAUGGAUUCAUAAAAAGACCAAGGGAAUGCUAUAAAUUGUUUUUACUAACAUAAAACCUAAGUAGUAUUUUUCCAGUGUUAACUAACUUGAAUUAUUCUAUCUAUAUCUACAGUAGCUUUUAGGGAUGUAAGAAAAAAUCGAUUAUCGUGAUUAUCGCGAUUUUUUGUUCCGCGAUACUGAAUCGAUUUUAAAAUUCUAAGAAUCGAUUUUUUUAUAAAUUAUUAUAAUUAACAUUUACUGUAUUUCACUCACUGAGUCACAGUCCUAUUUGUCGGUCUUAUUUUUUUUAUAACACUUAAACUCCUGACCACUAGUUGGCAGUGUACCUGUUAUCAGCUCUGUCCCACUCGCAGGCUGCUACCGCGAGACUACAGACUCAGAACAAACAGGAAGGAGAACGUACGCACUCACAGGACAACUCUCGCGGGAUCUUGUUCUUUCUCAGCUAGAAUAAGUUUUCACAAGCUUUUAAUAGGGAAUAUCGCGAUAUAUCGUGAUAUAUCGCCAACAUGACAGUAUCGCAAUAUAUUGCGAUAUAUCGAAUCGCCACCCUGGUAUCGCGAUUCGAAUCGAAUCGCCAAAUUAUUGGCGAUUCACACCCCUAGUAGCUUUGGUCUUUUCCUUAAUUUCUCAGAAUGUCAGUAAAUAUGAUGCCUUUGCUUUCUAGUAACAGUAAAAUAAGAAAUUAUUAAACAGGUCAAAUUUUUAAAUGAUCAAAUGUGAGUAAAUUCUAAUAAAUGUUUGCUGGUUGUGCUUUUAUGCAUUUUGCUCUGUUGAAUAUCCUUUGCUAUUAAUACAUUGUUUGUAUUAGAGUGUGGUCCCUUGGCCCCACCGAAGGGACUGAUUCUGAGGUCCCACCCUCUAUCUGUAUAGAACAUGUAAAUAUUCACCUAUAAGUACAUCCUAUUAUUAUGCACGCAUGAUAUACGGCAUCAUUAAAAAGGUCUCUAAAGUCAGCUCCAAAUGGGGUUGUUAAAAUGACAACUAAAACAUAAAUAAACCUUAUUUUUGUAUUUUUAUAUUGGUCCCAACCUGUACUAAAAGGUAAAAAACAAGUGAAAAAUAUUAUUAAUUAAUCUCACUCAUCACAUGUGAGCAUAUAUGUGUACCGUAUAUACUCGAGUAUAAGCCGUCCCGAAUAUAAGCCAAGGCCCCUAAUUUCACCCCAAAAACCCAGGAAAAGUUAUUGACUCAACUAUAAGCCUAGGGUGGGAAAUACAUCAUCCCCCCCCCAAGUCAUCAUCCUCCGUCAUCAUCCAGACCCCCGCUAUUAACACCCCCAUCAUCAUCACCUUGUCAUUA
Hyla sarda is the source of this 2149-nucleotide messenger RNA. RefSeq names its product granzyme A-like. Bases 150 to 881 code for a protein of 243 amino acids. Gene Ontology annotation, biological process: proteolysis. Lineage: Eukaryota; Metazoa; Chordata; Amphibia; Anura; Hylidae. The record is from RefSeq and is a predicted model, not a curated record. Gene Ontology annotation, molecular function: serine-type endopeptidase activity. The transcript is spliced from 5 exons.